This is a messenger RNA of Arachis ipaensis, 2756 nucleotides long. The record is from RefSeq and is a predicted model, not a curated record. NCBI's taxonomy places the organism in Eukaryota, Viridiplantae, Streptophyta, Magnoliopsida, Fabales, Fabaceae.
UCCCCUCCAUCGCGCAGCAAACGUCGCAAACUUUCUUCCCUCCAUCGCGCAGCCAUCGUUCGAACGUCGAAGCCUCCAUCGCGCAGCCACUGUCCCGCCGCUCUAGCUCUGUUCCACUGCGUUCCUGUCCCUUCAGCGGCGUCAGCUCUGUUCCAUCGCGCAGCCCUUCCCUCGAAGAUCAUUCCCUGGAAUUUCUCUCUUCUCAUGUUUGCUUGGAAGGUUGGACCGGCAUUGGCCUGUGGCAAUACUCUUGUUCUCAAAACCGCUGAGCAGACACCAUUGUCUGCUUUGUACGCAGCAAAACUAUUUCAUGAGGCUGGACUUCCUGAAGGUGUUUUGAAUGUGGUAUCAGCCUUUGGUCCCACUGCUGGCGCUGCUCUUGUAAGUCACAUGGAUGUGGAUAAGAGUCUGCAGAGCAUUCGAUAUGAAGAGGGUAUGGCUUUCUAAGAAGUUCUCCUACAUUUAUGAAUCUGGUCCUUCUACCAACCUUGCCUUCUUUAUGCAAUCUCUGUAUGCCCAAUAUAUAGUAACUGAUUGGCUUGGUUCGAACAGGAUUCUUCUGCCUAAAUCUAUACUUAAGAAGAACACACAGACACUCCCGUGUCAGACGACAGUAGUUGGACGGAACAAGCUUUGGAAGUGUCAAAAUGUACAAAAUACAUAAUGUUUUGGUGGUCAUCCGGCCCUUUCACAAGCAGUGCACAUGGUCAUAUAAGAAAAUGGUGCCUUUCAAGAGGCUUAAUCUUUGAGAGCUGGGUACAUGUAUCUGAUUCAAAACCCCACAAAUUGAGGCCCUAAUUUUGACCAUUACCCGAAAACUGAGUAGCAAAGUGAAGGCUUUACUUGGGUUGCUGGCCACAGAACAAUGACUUUUAUUCACCAAGUGAGUUCCAAACCAUUCAAUCUCUUCACUAGGAUUAAUUUUUCCAGACACCACUUUCAACAUUUACGGCUUCUUCAUACACAAGCCGUGUCAAAGUAUAAUAAUGAUGAUGUUACUGCAAUAUGCAACUCAUUCAGAAGGGGGUGGAACUGGGAUACUAUAAGCAUCAAAUUUGGUACGUUCAUGUUGAAUGACUGGAUGGUUGAGCGAGUGCUCCUGGAAUUGAAGGACCCCAGUGAUGCAAAGUGUGCCUUGGGUUUCUUUCAUUGGUCCACAAAGAGGAGAAAUAUUGAACAUGGAAUUCGGUGUUACUGCAUAGCAAUCCAUAUCUUGGUUAGAGCUAGGUUGCUUAACGAUGCUCGUGCAUUGCUCGAAUCAUUGUUGAACAAAACCAAGGAAAGCAGCUCAAGGGUUAUUGUCGCAGAUACACUUCUUGGCUGCUACCCGGUUACCGAUUCACAUCCUAUUGUGUUUGAUUUGCUGAUACAGGCCUAUGCAAAGCUAAGGCUGACUGAUGUUGCUUUUGAGGUUUGCCUAUAUGUGGAGAAACAUGGAUUCUCCAUCAGCCUUGUAAGUUUCAACACUUUGCUUCAUGUUGUGCAAAAAUCAGAUCAAUUUGGUCUAAUUUGGGAUGUUUAUGAGCACAUGAUUCAAGAACGGACAUACCCUAAUCUAGCAACUUUGAGGAUCAUGAUCAAUGCACUGUGCAAGGAUGGGCAGCUGCAGAAAAUUGUGGAUGCAUUAGAUAGGAUUAUGGGGAAGUGGAAUUCUAGUCCUUCAGUGAUUGUAAAUUCUAACUUAAUUUUCAGAGUCUUAGAGCAGGGGAAAAUGGAAGAAAGCAUGGUAGUUGUGUUGUUGAAAAGGUUGUUACAGAAGAAUUUGAUUCCUCACUCAGUUGCUUAUUCUCUGAUUAUUCAUGCUAGGAUUAGGUUGGGAAGUUUGGAUUCCGGAUGGGAGAUGUAUGAAGAGAUGGAGAGAAGAGGUUUCCAAGCAAACUCUUUUAUAUAUACAUCAUUUAUAGGUGCAUACUGUAGAGAGGGCCGAAUUGAACAAGCGAAUGUUUUGAUGCAAGCAAUGGAAGAAAGAGGCUUGAAACCAUAUGGUGAGACUUUUGAUCAUCUUAUAAUUGGAUAUGCUAAUUUGGAGCAGUUGGAGGGGUGUUUGAGUGUUUGCGAUAAAAUGUUGAGUAUUGGGCUUAUUCCUAGUUGUUUAUCGUUUAACACGAUGGUAGAAAAGCUCUGCGCAAAGGGGCAUGUGGAGCAAGUUAACUCCAGGUUGACUUUAUUGUUAGAUAAGGGAUUCUCACCAAGUGAUAUCACGUACACUCAUCUAAUAGAGGGUUAUGCCAAGAAGGACGAGAUUCAGGAAGUUUUAAAGUUAUAUUAUGAGAUGGAGUACAGGUCUAUGUCUCCUGGAUUAUCUGUUUUUACAUCAAUAAUUCAGUGUUUAUGUCAUUGUGGAAAGCUCGAAGAUGCGGAUAAAUAUCUAUGGAUUAUGAAGGGUCAGCCGCUAACCCCGUCUGUUACUAUAUACAAGACGUUGAUUGCUGGCUAUAGGCAGAAGGGUUACAGCAUAAGGGCCCUCCAUCUUCAGAACGAAAUGGAUUCUUUAGUAAUACAUAAGUGAAGGUUAUCCUUUUAGAAGCUAGUUCACUUUUCCUUUUCGUGGAGUGUUAGGGGGUAGCAACUUUUGUGAUUUGUAGCUAUCAAAUAGCUAUCAAUGAUGAUUUUAAUGGUGUGAGAUUUCAUCUAAUGGUUCACUUUUCUUUGCUGGUUACAUGCCAGAAUUUAAUAAAGUUGUUGGCCCCUAGACUUUUCCUUUUCUAUUUUCUGCAAUGUAUAUAUCAAUAGUUGAAAUGCAAGUUAAUUUAUUC